GAGUGUGAGUGAGCAGGCUCUCAUGAAGCCAAUUCCAGAUGCCAUUAGCGGUCUGCAGAGGCUUCAAUCACUCACUCUGAAAAACUGCCACCUGCUGGGCCCACUGCCGUCCGCACUCUUCACUCUGCGCCACCUCACUGAACUGAAUCUGAACUACAACGACCUUUCUGGGUCCAUCCCCGCAGACAUCAGCAAGCUUAGCAACCUGCAGUAUAUCGGCAUGCAGUGGAAUGCUGUGGACGGUUCACUGCCCCUGGAGAUGUCCUCCCUGAACAAGCUUACAACCCUGGGGCUAAGCCACAACGCUCUUUCUGGGUGGCUGCCAGGCUUUUUAACUCGGCUCUCCAACCUUGCCAUCUUAUCCCUGAGCUACAACAGUUUUACAGGACCCCUGCCCGACAUUUUUUCCCAGCUGCAACGACUGUCACAACUGUACCUGGAGUACAAUAGGCUGCAAGGAAGCAUCCCCUCAUCGCUUGGAGCCCUCUCUCAGCUGCGCAUCCU
Molecule: messenger RNA, 504 nt
Organism: Closterium sp. Yama58-4
Lineage: Eukaryota; Viridiplantae; Streptophyta; Zygnematophyceae; Desmidiales; Closteriaceae
Source: the annotation of a GenBank genome assembly